AUCUACAAGUGUGUGAUCGACGCGGAGGAUGCAAACAUGGAUGCCGACAAGGUCUUUACGUGGGCUAACGAGGGGAACGUGUCGUCUCUGGGUAGCCUGAUCCGGAAGUACCCAGAAUGUGUGGUGGCGAGGGAUGAGUCCGGUGCCACCCCCCUCCACCACGCCACCGCCGGCCGAAGCAUGGAGGCCAUUAGACUGCUGGUCACCGCCACCGGACCGCAGGGUCUGAAUGUGUGUGAUGAUCAGGGCAGUACCCCUCUGCACUGGGCGGUGGAGAGGGCUGCGGAGGACAGCGCGGGGCUCCUGAUGGACCUGGGAGCCGACCCCAACCUGCUCAACGCCGCCCUCAUGGCACCACUACACCUGGCCAUCAGCAAGGGACACAACGACAUGGUGGAGCUGCUGCUGUCCUUCAGUAAUACCGAUGCCAACCUGCAGGGGGAUCUGGGCAACACCCCCGUCAUGCUCGCCUGCUCCAACAACAACUGCCAGGCCCUGCACACACUGUUUAAGUAUGGGGGCAAGAUGUGUGUUCAGAAUAAGCUGGGCCACUAUGCCAUCCAUGCGGUGGCCUUUGCUGGGGCCAAGGAAGCCAUGGAGAUCAUCCUGAAAAAAGGUGAGGAGGCUGGCCACAGCAUUGACACCCAUGUCAACUUCCUGGAUAAGUCCCACUGCAGCCCCCUGCACCUGGCUGUCAGGGGCGGGAACAUAGACACCAUCCGCCUCUGCAUCGACAAGGGAGCCAGAGUACAACAGCAACAGGCGGAUAAGUCCACUGCUCUCCACCUGGCGUGCACGCAGGGCAACUGUGAGGCGGUGAGGCUGAUGCUGGAGGCCACCUUCACUGGAGACGACAUCAUCAACAUGAGGGACGGGGCCUGCCAAACACCCUUACACAAGGCGACCAUAUUUGACCAUGUGGAGCUGGCUGAGUAUCUGAUCUCCAAGGGGGCGGAUAUCGAUGCUAUUGACUGUAAGGGUCUGUCUCCGUUGCUGCUGGCAACCAGCUGUGGGGCCUGGAGAGCUGUGGCCUUCCUGCUCUCCAAAGGAGCCAAUGUCAAGAUCAAGGACAAAGAGGGCCGCAACUUCCUCCAUCUUGCCACAUUCCAGCCCAAAGGCCUUAGGAACAUCCCAGAGGACGUCCUUAAGACUCUGGUGGUAAGAGAGCUGAUGUGUGAUCCAGACAGUGAGGGCUGCACUCCACUCCACUACGCCUGCAGACUUGGCAUCCAUGACUCCGUCAAGAACAUCCUGGGCCUCCAGAUCUGCCCCAAACGCAAGGCCAAGAACAAGAAGUCCGCCUUCCACUUCGCCGCCGAGUUUGGGCGAGUGAAUACGUGCCAUCGGCUGCUGGAGGGCUGCAAUGACUCCCAGAUGUUGAACGAAGGGGACGAGCGAGGCCUGACCCCGCUGCACCUGGCCUCGCGAGGGGGCCACACCAAAGUGGUGGACCUGCUGUUACGCAAAGGGGCACUGUUUCAGAAUGAUUAUAAAGGCAUGACGUGUCUCCACCACGCGGCUGCCGAGGGAUAUACCCAGACCAUGAACAUCCUGCUGGGGGCCAACAUCAAGCUGCUGGACAAGGAGGACGAUGACGGGAAUACAGCACUGCACCUGGCGGCACGAGAGGGCCACGUGGCCGCGGUGAAGCUGCUGAUGGAUAAAGGUGCUGCGUUCGUCGUUAACAAGAGCGACUGCUCCUUCUUCCAUGAGGCUGUGCACAACAGCAGGAGGGAGGUGGCCGAUGCCAUCAUCGAAAGUGGAAGAUUAUACGAAGCUAUUGUAUGUUUUACACAUGGUUCGAGUGUCCGGAAUGUCGCCAUCGACUUGAUUGAGCAUCUUCCGGAGUCUUACAAGCACCUGCUGGACCACUGUAUUAUAGAGUCAGAGCACGAUGCCAACAGCCCGGACUACAAUAUCCAGUACAACUUCCAGUAUCUCCAAGCUCCCAUUAAACUGAAGAAAAACGCAGACAUUAAAAAGAACAUCGACUUGAAGCCGCUAGUCUGCAUGAAUGCCAUGGUCCAGUACAACCGCAUUGAGCUGCUCACCCACCCCGUCAGCAACAAAUACCUGGAGAUGAAAUGGCUGGCGUAUGGCAGUAAAAUCCACCUGCUGAAGGUGUUUAUCAACCUGCUGGGUCUGCUCCCCCUCACCUUCCUCAUCAUCCACCUGAGGCCCACACUGGAGGUCGCACACAACGGGACGGCCGUCACCGUGAGCCCAAUACCGCUUCAAAAGGGUGGGUACAUGGCCCAGAUUGCCUUCUUCAUGGUGCUGGCCUCCAACAUCAUCUCCAUCCUGAGACAGAUAGGAAUGAUGACACACCAGAAAAUGAAGUACUUUAAGGACCCGUCCAACCCGGCGGAGGGGGUCACAGCCAUCUCCACCCUGGUCUUCAUCAUCCCCCUGCUGUGUGGCGUGACCCAGACCUGGGUAUGGGAGGCUGGGGCAGUGGCCAUCCUGAUGUCCUGGAUCAACUUCCUGCUCUACCUGCAGAGGUUUGAGCACUUUGGCAUCUACGUGGUGAUGUUUGGUGAGAUCAUCAAGACGCUCUUCAGCGUCAUCGUGCUGGUCGUCUUCCUGGUGCUGGCCUUCGGACUCUCCUUCUACGCCCUCAUGCUGCACCAGCCUGAGUUUCAGUGGCUGGGCUUCUCUCUGGCCCAGACGUUCGUGAUGAUGGUGGGAGAGCUUAACUAUCAGAGUAACUUCUUCGGGGCGUUCGAGAAAAAGAAGCUGGCCUUUCCAGAGAUGACCUACGCUAUCUUCGUCUUCUUCAUCUUGCUCAUGCCCAUCCUCCUCAUGAACCUCAUGAUUGGUCUGGCCGUGGGAGACAUCGCAGAGGUACAGAGGAACGCCUGUCUCAAGAGGAUCGCAAUGCAGGUUGAUCUCCACACUAACCUGGAAGAGAAGCUCCCCUACUGGCUCCUCAGACGUGUGGAUAAAGAAAGUCUUACUGUCUAUCCAAACAAGCUGUGUAAAAAGAAGAGUGGUUUGAUGUUCUGGCAUUCUGCAAAGGCGUCGUCCAGGAGCCGCCUCAACACUGGCAGCUCGGAACUCUCACCGCUGGAGACCGAACUGAGAAAGCAGAAACACAGGUUAAGAGAGAUGUCCAGUAUAUUGGAGAAGCAGCACAGCAUGGUCAAGCUGAUCCUUCAGAAGAUGGAGAUCGCCUCCGAGGCGGACGAGUACGACGGGCCGGAGAACGCCUUCUGCAGACGCACACAGGCCAAUCAGAGGUCUAAAUGGAUCCCCCUCGUCAGAGCUCUGAAAGGGCCACCGCCUCCAUAGGCUGAUAAGAAAAACAACAACAACAACAACAACCACAACCAC
Engraulis encrasicolus (European anchovy) is the source of this 3333-nucleotide messenger RNA. RefSeq names its product transient receptor potential cation channel, subfamily A, member 1b (gene trpa1b). The transcript has 28 exons. NCBI's taxonomy places the organism in Eukaryota, Metazoa, Chordata, Actinopteri, Clupeiformes, Engraulidae. Gene Ontology annotation, biological process: transmembrane transport; monoatomic ion transport. The record is from RefSeq and is a predicted model, not a curated record. Gene Ontology annotation, molecular function: protein binding; monoatomic ion channel activity. Bases 37 to 3291 code for a protein of 1084 amino acids. Gene Ontology annotation, cellular component: membrane.